Molecule: messenger RNA, 3132 nt
Organism: Naegleria gruberi
Lineage: Eukaryota; Heterolobosea; Eutetramitea; Acrasida; Naegleriidae
Exons: 3
Coding region: 1-3132 (1043 amino acids)
Biological process (GO): proteolysis
Molecular function (GO): serine-type endopeptidase activity
Source: RefSeq, a predicted model, not a curated record
AUGUUAAAUACUAAUAAUAAUCAAGUAUUAGAAAGUACUACCAAUGUAUAUGUUAAAGUUAAACAAUCUAUUAUUGUUACCAAUGAAAUUAUUCAACAAAUUUCAAAAGUAUUAUCCAAUAAUAAUCAAGAAUUAAAAGUUACAGCUCGUUAUCCUAAAACAUUCAUUACUUGGUUAAAUAACCAACAAUUAGAAAAGGCUAGAAAUGAAUUAUCUUCUAUUAUUGAAAGUAUUGAACGUGUACCAUAUGAACAUAGAAUUACUUUUUCUAAAUUAGAUAUGAAUAGUUUAUUAUAUUCUAAUUUAAGAAUUGUUAUGAAAUCACAAGAAGAUGAUUCUACUACUUCUAAUAAGAGAGAUGCUACUACUACUUCUUCAUUGAAAUCUAUUUUAAAUAUUAAAGAAGAAUUUACAUUAACUUUACAACAAAAUAUUGAAAAUGUAAAGAGUUCAACUAAAAAGAGAAAUAGUCAAUGGUUAAAGAGAGAAUUAGAAAAUGCCUUUACAAUUCAAGUAGAAGAAGAAGAAAAUGAUGUGUAUAUUAUUGCUUUACAAAAUUUCAAUGUAAAUAUUUGGCCAUUACUUAAACAAGAAAAAGAAAAUCAAUUACAAGUUCAAUCAUCUGCUAGAACUAAUAUUGUAAACAUGUUAAAUAGAAGAAGAUCAUUAGAAGAAUAUUCUCAACAUUAUGAAUUGAAAGAAUAUGAUGAUCUAUCUCAACAAUUAGGUGAAUUAUUAUUAAAUUCAUUAUUUAAAGAAAAUGUAGAAUCCAUUUCAAGACAAUUUCCACAAGAAUUAUUAACAUUUGGUUCAAAUAUUGUAAUUCAAAAUGGUGGUCAAUCUAAUUCUGGUAAUUCUGGUAAUUCUAAUAAUAGAUUUAUUUGGGAUCAAGGUAUUACAGGUCAAAAUCAAGUGAUUCAAAUUAUUGAUUCAGGUGUUGAAGUUAAUCAUUGUCAUUUCUUUAAGGAAAAUGAAAAUUAUUUUACCACACCAAAUUAUUCCAAUAGAAAGAUUAUAUUCUAUCAACCUGUUACAUUAUGGGGUGAUAAAUUAGAUAAUAAUGGACAUGGUUCACAUUGUGCUUCUAUUGCUGCUGGUAAUAUUGAUUCAAAUGAUGAAACAAAUCCAAUGAAACAAGAUACUGGUGUAGCUCCACAAGCAAAGAUUUAUGUUACUGAUGUUAUGAGAAGUAUUUUCUUUUAUGUUUCUUCUUUAAAUAGUUAUUUAACUACUGCUUAUAGUAGACAAGCUAGAAUUAGUAGUAAUAGUUGGGGUUGUGCAAAUCCAUUCACUUGUUAUUAUGAUUGUGAUUGUUAUGAAUAUGAAACAGGUAAACCAAUUAAUGAUACAACAUGUUUAGCUCAAUAUGGAGUUAAAUGUUGUCAAGUAUGUAAUUCCUAUGAUAAAGAUGCAUCAACAUCAGAUUCCUUCACACGUGCCAAUGAUGAAAUGUUAAUUGUAUUUGCAGCUGGUAAUAAUGGACAUUUUUCAAGUGAAGGUGGUACUAUUUUAACACCAUCUACAUCAAAGAAUGCUCUCACUGUCGGUGCACAAUAUGCUCACUUACAAGAAUAUACCAGAUUUAAUACGACACCAAUUGAUGAAGUUUUAUUUAAUCAUGAAAAUAUGGCCUAUUUCUCUGCACGUGGUAAUACUGCUGAUGGUAGAUCUAAACCUGAUGUUGUUGGUCCUGGUGUUUUAAUUUGGGCUGCCUAUAAUAAGAAUGUUACUCAAUGUACUCCAUCUGUUACUUUAACUCAAAAAUCAGGUACAUCUAUGGCAACACCAAGUAUUGCUGGUAGUGCAGCAUUGGUUAGAGAUUAUUUAACACAAAAUAUUGGUUUAUUAAGUAUAUAUGAUAAGAAUCCACAACAAAGUAUUUCAGGAUCACUUGUUAAAGCCAUGAUAAUUCAUUCAGCACAGAAAAUGAAUGGAUUUGUUCCAAUGAAUGGAGUUAAUACAGCUGAAAUACCAUCAAUUUUACAACCAUUAUCUAAUUUACCAUUCCCUAACAAAUUUAAUGGAUAUGGUAGUGUUAAUUUAAAGAAUUCAUUAUUAUUUUCUAAUGUAGAAGAAUCAAAAUCAUUAAUUGGAUCUAAAUUAUUUAUUAUUAAUAGAUAUUCAUUAUCACCAAAUCAAGAAUUAAAUAUUCCAUUCUAUAUUAGUAAUAGAAAAUCUAAAAUACCAAUUAAAGUAACAUUAACAUGGUAUGAUUAUGCUGGUACUAUUACUGAUCCAUCAACUGUUACAAUGAAACAAUUAAUUAAUGAUAUUGAUUUAUAUUUAAUUAAAUCAAAUUCUAAUGAAAUUAUUAAUUCAAAUCCAGGUGUUGAAAGAUCUACACAAGAUGAUUCAAUUAAUACUGUUGAAAAGAUUAUCAUUUCACCUGAACAAUUAUUACAAUCUACAACUACAACUACAACUACAACAACUGGAGGUGAUAAACGUCAAUUUACAUUGAGAAUUGUUGCCAAAUCAACAAAUAUUGGUUCACAAAACUUUUCAUUGGUAGUGAGUGGUGAUAUUGAACAAGGAUUGGCACCAUCACCUCUAUUGGGUUAUAAAAUCAUUUCUAAGGGUUCAAUUCUCUCACAAAAUGCACAAUCAUCCUCAUUAUUAAUUCCAGGUUCAAUUGCAACUGAUAGACCAUUCCAAGUACAACAAUUACAACCAACAAGUAAUUAUGUUUUAAAUAUUAAUAAUGAUGAAUCACAAUAUAUUAUUGAAAAUGCUCUUAACAAGUAUGAUCAAUUACAAUCAUUACAAUGUACUGUUAAUAAUAUGGAUCAAAAUAUUCCAGCCAGUGGAUUUGUAUUCAAUUCUAAUAAUGUUUAUUGUUUCCCACAAGGAUUGAAUGGUAAUACUAAAAUUACAUUCUCUGGUUCUGAUGGUCCAAUUGUAUUGAAAUUAGCAAGUAAUUUAAAUAGUAAUUUUAUUACAUUUGAAUUUAUUAAUGGUGCUACCUAUGAUAAUGUUUAUUGGUUAAUUAAUAAUAGUAUUGCAGUUAAUGGUCCUAUUUAUGGUAACAUUUUAACUAAGGGUGUUGUUAAUUUUAAUGUUGUUAAUUUAUAUGGUAGUAUUUAUAAUUUGGGUGGAAAUACUUUGAAUUUAAAUCAAUGUAAUUUUUAUUAA